Messenger RNA from Xenopus laevis (African clawed frog), 5741 nucleotides. It is a transcript of the gene c3h15orf39.L, whose product is annotated as serine-rich adhesin for platelets. Lineage: Eukaryota; Metazoa; Chordata; Amphibia; Anura; Pipidae. The transcript is spliced from 3 exons. The coding region runs from base 781 to 5232 and encodes 1483 amino acids. The record is from RefSeq and is a predicted model, not a curated record.
AAAAUCCCAUGUCCCACUGAGACUCCUUCAGUUACAUUGAGAAGGAUUAGGAUAUUUAACAAUAAAGGACAGACCUAAAACAGCAAAAGCAAAAAAAGAAAGCAAACUUGGGUUUAAUAUGAGUUGUCUAUAACGGUGACCUGUAGUUAAAUGAAGAAGCAGGUCUACAUGUCGGGAACAGAGGACCGAGCAGAGAAGCCAGGGGGCAAUCUCCAAUCAAAAUUAUGAUUGCGCUCUUCGUUCCUCCCAAGGGUGGAUGUGCAACUGCUGUCGUGGAGUAGUGACAUUAACUAACUUGGAAUGCAAUUUAUCUGAGAAAAUGGCGGACUGAGCAAUGAAGGCUGAAGUUGUGCAUCUCAGUGAGUUAUUAUGGGACAGUGUACAUGAGACCAGUCAUAUAUGGGGUUCUUGGGAUUUGGCUUCCCUUGUCCUUUAAUAGAAAUAGUUAAAAACCAGUUUUUCAUUUGGAGUACUACAAUGCGUACAGUUAAAAAUAGAUCAUAAUUAUAAGUUCUUGUACAUGAUCUUGUGAUAACAAAGUGAUCAGUAGGUAUCACAUGGAAGCACUUGAUUGUCAUCAAUUACAUCUGAUGCUUUUUAAAGAAAUAAAGUAAACACUGGUAUCAAGCUAUAAAAACACAAUGCCGUGUUAGACAUCUAAGAAGAGAGAGAGAAAGCACCAUCAGGUAACUGGCCACUGUGCUGUGAGCUUGGAUAACACAUUUUACAGAACAGGGGAAGUGAUUUUACUUUGACAGUUUCUACUUGUUGGCAUUCAUAAUGUCAAGAAAUCUUCAACAAGGCUUCUUGGAUCAUACCAUGCACAACAAGUUGGAGAUGGGGCCUCAGCGUAAUCCAUCAUCUUGUCCACAGAAAGCAUCUGCUGAAGAAUUUUUUACGUACAAAUCUUACACGAAUUACUCUCUGCCUACUCCCAGUGCUCAUAAUUCAGCAAGUCCAUGGGGAUCUGCGACAGCUUACUUGCAAUAUGCAGGCAGUGCACUAAACCAGCACUUAAGGACUGAUAGAGGGAUAUGUUAUAGAAAUGAAGUUGAAGGGACUGAUAACAUUUUGAGGCCUGGCUCACAGUUGCUUGAAACUACAGAAAAUAAUUUCCAGGUCCAACAGCAUAAUCCUGGUUUGAGCUAUCCAUUAUCUCCCCAAGGUUGCCCUACCUUUGCAAUGCCAAGACCUAUGUAUAGGAGUCCUACUAGUUACAUGGAAUAUGAUACACUAGCUCUCCCUUUUGGCAUCCAGCCUGGCUUUCAACAAAUUCCUUCACUAGCUGCAGAACAGAACCCUUGUUUUGCAUACCCAUCCUCUCACCUAUCUAGUACAAAGAAUAAACCACAUUAUUCUGGUCCCUUAGAAGUGGGGAGUACCUCCCAUUGUUUUUCCCAAGGAUUGCAAGACCAGAGCCAACAAUAUAAACAAAGGGAUUAUGCAAAUUCAUCUUUACAGAUACCACGUUCUCAGGGAGAGAUUCUUAAAGACUGCUAUCCCUCCUUGAAUCAUAACGUCCAGAUGACCUAUAAUCAAGCAUAUAACCCUGGAGAAUUGCAGAGGAACCCCAAGUUCAUACCUUCACACCAGCAUCAAACUUACAAAUCCAGUGCCUUUUAUUCUAAUAUGGGGGAUGUUUACUCAAUGAGUCAUCAUCUUAUAAGAGACGUUUAUGCUGACAGACCCUCUCCAUUUGGCUGCAGUAUUGACAAGGCUAGACUGCCUAACAGUGUUAAAGAAAUGACUAUGUUCACUGAUAGGGGUGUAAGAGUGAGUACAGAACAUAGAAAAAUGGAGCAGGGUGUAAAUGAGAGUGUCAAAGAAGAAUCAAGUCAGAUCCAAGUAGAGAAUGAGCUCUGCAAGGAUUUGAAGAAUGUAGCCAAGGAUCUUCAACUUGGUAUGGGCAAAGGGGAUAAAGAGCAUAUGUAUGACACAUCUCAAGAGGACAAAGUACAGAUUCUAAGCUCCAGAAAUUCUGAAAAAGGGAUAGAAUGGGUUGGAUCCUUAAAAGAUUCUUUUGUACAGAAGGCAAUCCAAAGUCCACACCGUUCUGUUUACCCUCAUAUCAAAAAUUUGCAUCCAGCAUCUGCACAUUCCACUGAUGUUCAAGAGUCUGGCCAAGAGAACUCUGUCUCCCAGGUACUUGGAUCCGAGAUCAGAUUUAAAACUCCUGCUCCUUGUGGACCGUCUGAUAAAAAAUUGGAUCUGAGUCCAGCAAAAGAAUGUCUACAAAAAUCUAACAUUAUAGAAGGAACACAAAGGCAAGUAUUGCAGGCCAGCUCUCUUCAGGUCACAAGCGAAAAUCAGACAUCCGAAGAUAACAAUUCUCAUCAUCCAGAGGCUGCUUCAAGUAGUGCCAAUCUUAUAAAUUCUGAAGUUGAUGAGAAUGACGGACGCAGUUCUCCUCCAAUGCCAGUGAUUAAUGAUGUAUUCAGUUUAGCACCAUAUCGGGAAUAUCUUGAGGGUACUGCUCCUCACCCUUUCCCUACACAAAGAGAGAGUACUAGAGACAGUCAGCUACCUUCACCCCACACCUCCCCUCAGAUGAACAGACCUCAUGACUUUGAGAAAAGAACUCCAUCUACACCCACAUUAGAUAGUAAUUACAAACCUCCAAUUUCAGAUUUUUGCUUACGUGAAAACAAAUGUGACAUUACAGUUCAAGCCACAGAUUGUAAAAAGGCCUCUGUUAUACAUGCAGAAGAGAGAGUACUAGAUUUAAGUUUAAAAAAAUCCCUUGACUCCGUGAACCCAUCUCAGGGCUCAAAUACAGCAUACACUCCUGUAGUUGGCAGCCCACAGAAGAGUGCAGAUAGCAUUGUUUCAAAGAUGGAAGCAGGGAGCACAAUGGCUAGCAUGAACUGCUCCAUGCAAGCGACCUCAAGCAGCACCUCCCCUAAGACCAGUGAGAGUUCUUUCUUGCAGGAAAUAGGAGGGACCAACUCCUCACAGGUUACAGCAAAGAACACUGCUCUGAUGCCCAACAUAAGCUGCUCCUCACAGACUUCAGCUGGAAAUAAUCCUUUGUUUUACAGCACGAGUGGUUCCUCACAGAGUCCACAUCACAUGUUCAGCAUAAAUUGCUCCUCACCAGUUGCCGCAGGGAGCACAAGAUUUAUGAACCACUCAUCACAGGACUCAUUGGGGUCUAAUUCCAUCAUGUCCAGCAUGGUCUGCAGCUCACAGGUAACAGGAAGCAACCCCCUCAUUACCAGCAUGACCAGCUCCUCAACGGCUGCAAGUGAUAACAUUGCUCAGCUGACUACCACGAGUUGCUUCUCACAGACUUCAGCUGGAAACACUAAUUCGUUGUCCAGCAUGAGCAGUUUCUUACCAGCAAUGGAAACUAGUCCACGGCUGAUGUCCAGUAUGAGUAGGUCCUCACAGGUUGCUGCAGGAAGCACCCCAUUUGUAAGUAGCACCUCACAGGCAUCUGUGGAGUCUAACCCCCUCAUGGCAAGUAUGAUUUACAGCCCAGAGGUAACAGGAAGUACCUCCCUGAUAACAAGUAUGAACAGUUCCUCGCAGGCAACAGCUGGAUGCGCUACUACCAUUACCAGCCUAAGCUCUUCCUCACAUGGGACAGUGCAGUGUACCCCGUUAAUAACCAGCCAAUGCUUCUCUUCGAAAGCCACAUCCACAAGUUCCCCAAAGUCAGAUAGUCCCUGCUUCCCAAACACCAAUCAAGCCCUAAACAUUUGUCCAACCCUUAACAUUGUCUUGCCUAUUUCCAAGUGUUAUGACUUCUCAAAAACCCAGGUCCCCAAAUUCAUAUUGCCCAAUAACAAUUCUCUCUGCUCUUCUUCGGCUUCUGUAGAGCCCUCAGAAAAUACAGAAUGGAGGAAAAGACCGCACACUGAUAUUUCACAGGUUUCACCUAAUGUGUUGGAGAAUGAAAACAGCUUUCACAGUUCUAAAACAUUUAUGUUUAAGAAAUACAAAAUGAUGAAACUCCCAUCCACUGGAGGAGAGACACAAGGAGAAGCAUCUAAGCCAUCUUCACAUACUUUGCCUGUCCCAGUUCAUUCACCACCUGAAGGUGCACAUUCUCUGCCACCCAGUGCUCCUGAGUCAUCUCCCACUCUUGGAGAAGCAAAUGUGUCAUUGGCUACUGAUGGUGCACCCCUUUUCAAAGGUUCUAGGAAACACUUUACUGAAUUGCACAAGAGACUGUGUACAACUAUUUUGAAUUCAGUUGCAAUAUCUCCCUUGGGUGUUCUUCAGGACUUGCUGACCAAAAACAUGGAAAAAGAAAGACCAAAGUCUCCAGUAAAGGUCAAAUCUAGUUCGAGAUCCAUUGACCCACUAAAAAACUCCCAGCAUCAUAAUUUAUGGUUGGACAUUGACGGUGUCCGCUUGGCACUGCACAAAUUGCUGUCUCUAUUGGAGACAUUUAUGUUUACACGUAUAUGCCCCUUUCCCCAUGUUAUCAGGGCAGGUGCUAUCUUUAUUCCUAUAUAUCUAGUGAAAGAGAUUCUUUACCCAGAGUUACUGGGGACAUCAAUAGAUCGUGUCUUGCAAAGUCACAAAGUAGAACUGCGGCCCACUACUCUCUCUGAAGUAAAGGCCCUUAGGGAAACUGAACUCAAAGACUGCCCUUCUCGCAUGUUAAAAUUACUUGCUCUAAAACAAUUGCCUGAUGUUUACCCUGAUUUGGUACACCUUUACUGGGAGGACUGCAUACAGAAGCAAAUUGAUAAGAAAUUGCCGCUCAGUCUCAGUCAAGAGGAAGUUGCCCACACUGAGAACACCCCAGAAGCUAGUUUAUUAGAUAAAGGACACCUAGAAGUGGCUCCAGAACUGAACAAAUCCUCUUCCUUGGUCUUGAAGUUACAGAGGGUUUGGAAACAAUCAGGUACCCAUCUAUAUAAAACCCAGAGGAAGCUCUCGUCCCAGGAAAGCAAGACAGACUCCCUGAGGAAGAAACAGCAAGUCAGUGGUAAAAAACGUGGAAGGAAGCCAAGAAAGGUUUCUCCGAGAAAGAAUAGGAGUCGGUGUGGUGGUGGCAGUAAAGUAUUUCCAGAUCUAGUUGGAAGACGUAUUCUCCAUCUGUUUGAUGAUGGAGAUCAAGAAGCCUGGUUUCCAGGUAGGGUCCUGAGAGUGCACCGCCAAACACGAAGACUUCUUGAUACGCAGUUUGAGGUUCUGUAUGAUGAGGAACCUGGCACCCGCUACUACUUAGAACUCCUUCAGGACUAUGAAAAAGGAUGGCUCCGGUUAGACAAUUAAACUGCUUUAUCUUGGACACUCUUCAUGGUACAUUAAAGUGGACAAGUAGAUGUUUAGAAAUUGUAGUAUUACAUCUAUAUAUGCCUGACUUUUAAAACGUAUCAUGCUGCACUUUCAGUAUACAUCUUAAGUUUUUUCCUUGUUUGUGUUGUACCUGUGAUUUUCUUUAUAGAAGUAUAUUAUCCCAAUGUACUUUGCAGGCAGAUGAUCCAAAUCAAAAACAAAGUGCCUUAGGGUAGUGGCACAUUUCUCUGCCAGGGUGUUUUUUUAACUGGUAGAAAAUUCUAGUUCUCAGUGUUUCAAUACUUCUCGUGAUGCAUAUACUGGGCCUUAGUCAAAAGCACAUUUUCAGGCUGAAAAACCGCCUGUUACAAGGAGAAUAUCAGAGAAUCAUUGUGUGUGCCAUAGGCCGUACUCUGCUGUGUUGAUAUUAUUAUUACCCAGGUGUGUGCUUGUGUGUAAUGCGCACACACACUGAGCUCUACUGCAUUAAACAAGAGUAAAGGUGG